AUGUCCAGACGCAAACUUGGAAGCAGACCGCAGCACCUGAGUGCAAUUCAAGGUAAGCCGAGGGGGAGAGCAACGAUGUCGGAUGGCACCAGUACAUCAGAGGAGCAGCCUCCCGCUCCACAGGUCAGAGCUGCUGACGAGGGUCGUGAUCUUCUGACCUGCGGCCAGUGCAGCAGGGCCUUCCCCCUCGCCCACAUACUGGCGUUCAUCCAGCACAAACAGGGUGGCUGCAGGUCCCAAAACCAAGCCCCUAACGCCAGCACCACACCCCCCUCGCCAGCCAACCAAGCCCAGCAGCGUGUCCUGGGUGCCGAGCUGGGGCCGGGGUUCAUCGAGCUGAGGAGAGGGGCCGCCAGGAACAGAGCCGCCGCCUGGGGGGUGGAGCCCGGCGUAAAGGUGAAGGCGGAGCUCGGUAAAGCAGUGCCCGGCGAGCCCUCCUAUUUUACCUGCCAGCAGUGUGAAGGUGUGUUUCCAUCUGCAUGGGCGCUCUUACAGCACGCUCAAUACAUACACUCCUUCAGCAUCUACCAAGAAGAUGAGGAGGAUGACAUGGACAUGAGAGGAGGAGAAAGAGGAGGUCUUAAAGACAACAAACCUGCUGCAGCCACUCUGGACCCGCGCCACCUGGGCCAAGCACUUGCCUCUGCCUUCCAGCCCUCGGCCAUGCGCCUUGGUCGCUCCCGUCAGACACACACCAACUCCUCCUCCUCCUCCUCCUCCAGGAACCUGCAGGCUCUGAACUUUUCAGUGCGGCUCAGGGAGCUUGCUGAGGGGAAUAAUAACACCACCAGCGGCUUUCCUGGAGGCCUGGUGCUGUCUCCAUCCUGUUCUCCACCAGCCGCUUCUAUCUUUCCUCAGACUGGCGUCCUCCAGGACUUCCACUGUGAGCUGUGUGACAUGAACUUCCAAUCUAUGCGUGCUCUGACCUCCCACCGCCGGACUCACGCCUGUGAGAGCCCCUAUCACUGUGGAGUGUGUGGGCAGGCCUUUAACCAGAGCGGCCAGCUUGCCCGUCACAUAAGGAGCCAUCACAGAGAGGUUGGAGGUGGAGGGACUGCAAUCACGGGAAAGGGGAUGGUUGCUACAGAUGUGAGAGCCCAGGGCCCCUCCGAGCUUGACCUGACCCUGCCCAAACACCCCUCCAUAGCUUCAGGCCUGAUGCUGCUGACCUCGCAGGUUAGACAGCCAGACAGAGAGCUGCUGAGGCUGUACCAGCGCCAGAGAGAAGGAGGGGAGGAGGAAGCAGAGGGGCAGGGGGAGCCCCAGCACGCCUCACCCUGCGCCAGCCCCUCUGAAGGCUCACUGGAGAGUGGAGAGACGGGGGGGAGCGGUGAGAGCGGUAUUGCUAGCGGGAACUGUACACCUAAACGGCCUGAGAUGGGCGACAGGGUGCGAGGAGUAGGAGAGUGGGAGAACGAAAGAGGAGAGAUCAUCGAGAGAGAGAAGGAGUGGACCUCUGCUAAAGUCAGCGAGGCUUUGCAGGAGUGGCAGAGAGAGAAUGAGCGGAGGAGUGUGGGAGGAGGUGUCAGCAGUGGAGGAAAUAAUAACAAUACCACCACUAAUUCAGCUGGUAGGAAGAAGAAAGACGAAGCCUGUGAGUACUGUGGUAAACAGUUCCGCAACAGCAGCAACCUGACUGUGCACCGCCGCAGCCACACAGGUGAACGACCCUACCGUUGCGGCCUCUGCAACUACGCUUGCGCUCAGAGUUCAAAGUUAACACGCCACAUGAAGACCCACGGGGCCCAAGGAGCCAAAGCUCCCUUCCUGUGCCAGCUCUGCGCAGUACCCUUUACUGUUUAUGCCACCCUGGAGAAGCACCUGAAGAAAGUUCACGGCCUGAGCCACGCUAGCGUGGGAGCCUACGCGCAGACAAUAAAGGCUGAAGAGGAAGCAGUAGUGGUGAAAAUGGAGGAGGAUGAAGCGAGUUUAGAUCAGAUAGAAAUGGGGAGCAAAAUGCAGGGUGAUGAGGUGAACAUUAUGGAGGUGGAGGAAAGGCAGAGCCAAGAUGAUUAUGUGGAGAACACAGGGAGUCCGGCUAUAGUGGGCGAUCUCCCGUCUGAGGGCAGCGCAGAAGUGGGCAUAGCUUUGACUUCUGCACCAUGA
Scomber scombrus (Atlantic mackerel) is the source of this 2106-nucleotide messenger RNA. It is a transcript of the gene znf296, whose product is annotated as zinc finger protein 296. The record is from RefSeq and is a predicted model, not a curated record. Gene Ontology annotation, biological process: positive regulation of transcription by RNA polymerase II. Gene Ontology annotation, molecular function: RNA polymerase II cis-regulatory region sequence-specific DNA binding; DNA-binding transcription factor activity. NCBI's taxonomy places the organism in Eukaryota, Metazoa, Chordata, Actinopteri, Scombriformes, Scombridae. The transcript is spliced from 4 exons. Gene Ontology annotation, cellular component: nucleus. Bases 1 to 2106 code for a protein of 701 amino acids.